This is a messenger RNA of Phycodurus eques (leafy seadragon), 2826 nucleotides long. RefSeq names its product CASP8 and FADD-like apoptosis regulator. Bases 434 to 1819 code for a protein of 461 amino acids. Gene Ontology annotation, molecular function: protein binding; cysteine-type endopeptidase activity. NCBI's taxonomy places the organism in Eukaryota, Metazoa, Chordata, Actinopteri, Syngnathiformes, Syngnathidae. Gene Ontology annotation, biological process: proteolysis; negative regulation of extrinsic apoptotic signaling pathway via death domain receptors. The transcript has 8 exons. The record is from RefSeq and is a predicted model, not a curated record.
ACAACUAAAAGAAGACCAAACGGAAAGUCGAAUAUGGACUUCUGCAUUUUGUUCCCUGAUCUGUUUCGAUAUGACUCACUGUACAUAUUUUUUUUAAAAAAGAAGGUCAAACGGACCAAUAGCUGUCAUAAAAUGCGAAAUAAUUAUAUUAACUAGGUCCAAUGUUUCCGAAUCCGGUUAAAUAGGGAGGCCAAGACGACUUUAUCCUGUUCCAAGUUGUGUACUUUUCCACGGAAGCACCGCCUCCUAAUUAUCGAGUUUUUUAAUUUAAUUAUUGAUAAUAAAAAAAUUAACAGCAUGCUGCGUGUUUCACUCCGGAAGUUCACGCGAGGUAUGGCGACGAGAACGGAGUCGUGAUCUCACCACUUUAGCUUCUUCUUCUUCUUCUUCUUCUUUAAAAGUUUCACAAUACGUGUACGGAAAUUCCUCGCCCAUGACUCCCGCUGACGGUCGAAUUUUACAAUUCCCAGGAGUGCGAAUGGAUGUUUAUCGUCGAACUCAAUGCUACGAUUCACUUCCUACAUCGAUGGCAGUUUCUGAUACAGAAAUGCUUCGUGCUAUUCAUCAAAUAUCAGAGGCCCUCGGCAGCAAUGAACGCUCCAAGGUUUUCUACUUGUGCGAGACUUCGGACACAGAUAAUACAGCAGCCCAUGUGAAGGAGACGCUUAAGUCCAAAGUCACAAGUUAUGACAAAGGGCGUCUGUUUUUGGCUGAGCUCAUGGUGCAUUUGAGGAGGUAUGACAUCCUCAGGCAGGUAUUUGGCUUCAGCAGGGAUGAGGUGGAGAGAGCUUUGAGAUCCAGGCGGGUUUUCCCCAGAUUCAGAGUACUGAUGGCUUACAUAAGUGAGGACAUGGCCAAGGAGGAUGUGAACAGUGUGAAGUUUCUGCUGGGUGACAUGCUACCGCGUGAGAAAAUGGAAACUGCUAAGAACUUCCUGGACUUGGUUCGAGAACUCGAGCACAUAGGCAAGGUUUCCCGCACAAGAGUGGACCUUUUGGAGGAAUGUUUAAUGCACAUCGGCAGGGUAGACCUGGCCAAAAAACUCAAGGUGUACAAGAUGUCAGUAAACGUGCCAGUACCUGAGGAAGUGGUGCACCAUGCCUGCCAGAGUCCAGUAAAUCGGUACACGUUCGCCAGUGACCCCAGAGGAGAGUGCAUAAUCAUCGACUGCGUGGGUAAUGAUGGAGGUGAGACAUUAACCACAUUUAAGUCACUGCACUUCAACGUGACCCUGCACAAAUGGCUUAACCUGGUUGAGACCGUCUCAGCCCUCAGACAGGUCUUCCGGAGAAGUCCGGACCACAGCGGGGACGGCUUCGUCUGCUGCGUUAUCAGCCGCAGUACCGACACUCACCUCCUGGCCACAGACACAAACUGCGAAGGGCUCCGUCUCGGAGAUGUCCGCCGCCUUUUCACCGGUGAUGCGUGUUCAGUACUGGUUGGCAAGCCAAAACUGUUCUUCAUCCAGAGCUACACCGUAUCGGCGGUCCAACCCUGUGCUACAGCGACCCACUGGGAUGACGACCUGGAGACGGAUGGUGGCGGUGGUCAGUUGAGACCCGAUUCUAUCCCGUCAGAUGCCGACGUGCUCUGGAGCCACUGCCGGACUGGAGAACAUCAACUGCAGCGAGGCCAACACCGUUCAAUUUACCUCAAGGCUUUGACGGACGCCUUGGACAGAAGCCAGGGAAGGAGCAGACACGUGGUGGAUCUCCACGUGGAGGUGAAUGGAGCAAUCUUUGAGCACAACAGCGGGUAUCCCGAGGAGCAAUACCACAUAGACCUGAAACACACUUUAAGAAAAGAUCUUUACUUAUAGUUUUCCAACUACUUGCCUAUUUCAUAGCUGUCAGGCAUAUUAUUAUGGGACUAUUAUGGCAGAGCAUGCCUGCCACUAACUGCUGCUGAGCAGUGAUAGUGCUUAGGGGUGCAAUGAAGCCUAACUUAAUAUUGCUCAUACUAAUUAAUUAUAGCUGAUAUAUUAUUCUUCAGACAAAUUGUGGCCCACACUGUUGAACGUGCGCCCACAAAUCUCGGCCAUGUUCGGGUCGAACGUUUUUCUUGUUCUCGUGUUGGCAUGGAGAUGUAAUUCCCAGCCGUGUUGUUUUGUCAUGUUGUAACUGAGUUUUGUUUGUCAAGCUUCCAAACUUUGUCAAAGUGUCGGAAAAUAUUCCGUGUCGAUCGAAAGGCGGAGAGCAAAUUCGGCCGAAAAAGAAGAUUUCAAUGAGCAGGUAUUAGAUUUCGUCUGAGUUCGUAAUGCCAGCAAGAGGGAGAGUCCUCUGAAAAAACUCAAAAAAAAUUCUGCGAUUACUCGUCUCUUCCUGACCUGGUUGUCCAAAAAUUUGUAUUAAUUAAUUUAUUUAUUUUUACACAAACCGACCUUUGUUACUUGUACAUGCAACGUUUUCAUUUCAUUUUUUUUUGUACAUUCUGAAAUGUCAUACAAGUGUAAAGAGAGCUGGAAAAUAUAACUAAAAUGAAGUGAAACAACUCCCUAUUUGCCCAUGGAAAGGGAACAUGAAGGUGAUGUUUUAUAUACAGUAUCUUGCUGGUUGUGUAGUAUCCAAGAGCCAAAGUUUCCAAUUUACGUGACAAAUAAUUAGUGUACGUCAAAAAUAAUUUCUUUUAUUUCUCGUGUAAGAAGCAGCCAGACCCUUUUCCUACGUCGCGACAAAUUGCUUUUUGGUUCUAGAGUUGCUCGGCUGAGAGACGAGCUUUGUAGAGAUUCAACUCCAUGUUAAAUUUCUUGUAUGAGUUUAGAAAUGAUUCCACAGUUGAUAAUAUGAUGAUUGUGAUGUAAAUGAUUAAAGGUGACUGACUUCUAAA